Messenger RNA from Cyprinus carpio (common carp), 5861 nucleotides. It is a transcript of the gene dgkzb, whose product is annotated as diacylglycerol kinase zeta-like. The record is from RefSeq and is a predicted model, not a curated record. NCBI's taxonomy places the organism in Eukaryota, Metazoa, Chordata, Actinopteri, Cypriniformes, Cyprinidae. Gene Ontology annotation, biological process: lipid phosphorylation; intracellular signal transduction; regulation of synaptic transmission, glutamatergic. Gene Ontology annotation, molecular function: protein binding; ATP-dependent diacylglycerol kinase activity. Gene Ontology annotation, cellular component: nucleus. The coding region runs from base 1250 to 5062 and encodes 1270 amino acids. The transcript is spliced from 33 exons.
UGGUCUAAGCUGUGUUUUUUAAUUAAAUCUGUUGCAGAGUAAACAAACAGAACCCCUAAUCUGCAUGCAAUCAGUGACAAACAAUCAUGUGAUAUUAUUAUCCAUCUUUUUUAUUGCCCGUCUUCAGUUUAGAUGGAGCUAAUCAAACUCAGACUCUGCGUUUAAGUGCAUAUUUUUGGUACUAAAUGAACCCACUUCACUAAUAACAUACCAUUGCUAGAGAUGACCCUGACAGUAAUUAGUCUUGGUUGAGUGUCACCUCCUUAUUCUCCCUGGAGAGCAAGAACAGUUGUUUUUCUACAUAGAAGUGUUUAGUAUGGACACAACAUAUUUUAAUACAAUUUGCAAUUACCUUUUUUCAGGUAAAUUGUUUGUACUGUAAUGUACUGUCACCUCUACUGUAGUACAAUACCAUGUUUACUGUAAAUAUUGCUGCUACAAAAUACUUAGCACCAAUAGCAUCAUUCCUUACCCUGAGAGUUGUGUCUAGGUCAAAUCCGUCUCUAAAUGAGAUAGACUAGUUACAUUGCUAUAAUUAGUCCAGGCAGUCACUACUGAAGGGUCAGAAAGCCCUUAUAAUCUGCCCUGGACAUCCCUGUGUGAUAAUCAGGAUGUUCAUGAGCUGAGCAGAGCUUCAUUUCCUUGAGUGCCUUUCACGUCAUUAUGACAUGAUGUCAUCUCCCGUGAACUCACAAUGCACCUUUGUAGUCAACGGGCUUUGCUAGUAUUAACCCGAUUUGGAAGGCAAACUGUCCUGCGUAAACCCCAGGAAAAUCUGUGCUAGGACAGGCGGAGUUAGCUUUCCACAUUCAUAAUAAUGUUAAUAACCAGUAUAAACUCAUGUCUAGACGACCCUUCUAAAAGGUGAAAUAUACUGUAUGUAAUGUUGUUAUGUUGUGGAGUCCCAUCAGGGUUUUUAACCAAAAGGUCAUACUUGGUAGACCAGAUCUUCUAAUCAUGCUAUCGCAGUUAAUUACUCAGUUGUGAACUCUGUUGUUGAUGAGGUUAUUUUGUGUUUUCAUAAUAUAACUGCCUAUAAUUUGACCAUUUCGGGCAUGUGUUGGGUCAAGCUAGAUUAUCUCCAUUUUAAGGAUUAGGUUUAAAUCUUGGUCAGUGGAGGUCAGUGUAACAAGCUUUCAGCAGUUUUAGAACUAAGUGCUAAAAUGGUUAAUCUAUGCUGACCAGCUAAAUUUUCAAUCAACAGCCUCAGGGGGAAGUUUAGAAAAAGAACUGUAUUCUUCCAGCCACCAUGGACACUUUUUUCCGACGGCAUUUUAAGAGGAAGGAAGCAGGAGAAGCCAUUCAUGACGGCCACGUAUCUGAACCCUGUCGACACAGGAGGCCAAGCAUUGCAGUGCCAGCCAGCCGUGCCCGUCGACGCUCCAGCAUAGGUCUUCCGUCCACUGCGUUGACCCAGCGACGCCGAUCCAGUGUCCAACUUCAGGCUUUACCUCGAAUCACUAGCAGUCAACCGGUUCAGAAAAGCAGUGGUAGACGGCGCUCCAGCACCACCACCCCGAAAGCCAAUCCUCGCUUUGCCGUACGCCGGAAGAAGGUGAGCAAGCUCCGCAAUAUAGACACACACCUCUUGGGACCGUCCAUGCUGCUGGCCAGCUUAAUUCAGAUGACAAAAGAGGAGGAAGAGGAUGAGGAGAGCCGAAGUCCAUUGCCAGGGCAAGUGGAACUCAAGGGAAGCAGCACGAAGUUCAGGAGUCACACAGAUGUCCUUCUUUCAGAAGGCGACAGCGACAGUGAUAGCGAGGACUCCAGCGGACACUCGGAUGAGAGUCAUCACUUAGGGCUGCGCAAGGAGUUCCUAGAGGAGGCAGAUUUGUCAGACUGGGAGAUCAAAGAGUCUGCUGUUUUAUGCCAGCAGGAAUGCCUUCCUCUGGCUGUGGUGGCAGAGCGUGUCCAGGCCCACCCGCUGAUCCGAGUUCCCCGCUGCCUCCGGAGGAACUCGUCACAUUAUGGCUAUGCGGAGCCGGGCCCGUACGUCCGCUACUGCCGCAGCAGCCAGAGGAGGCGCCGUCGACGGGUCUCCACCAUCUCGAAAGCGGGAAGCCCCUGGCCAGGAAGAGGCCUGCCGCUUCCUAUCCGAAGAAGCUCUACCUGCUACAGGGGCCAUGCGACUCUCAAUCCUCUCCUGGGAGCUUACUACGAUCCCAGGCUGGAGUCUUGGAGUGGAUUCUUGUCGUAUAAAUUGAUUGGGAUGGUUUGUGUGCAGGAUAACGCUGCCCAAUCCGGUGCCAUAAUACCAGGCAAAUGUGAACCCAACAAAGAGAUCUGCAGCACCGUGGAUUGGACUGAAAAUGCCCAGUUUGGUCAACAUGUGUGGUUUGAGACCAGUCCGGCUGGAGAUUUCUGUUACGUUGGAGAGACGUAUUGUUUUGCAAAGUCACUGCAAAAAUCUCUUCCUCGCCACAAAUGUGCAUCCUGCAAAAUAGCAGUUCACACUGUAUGCAUGGAUCAGCUGGAGAAGAUUAACUUCAGAUGUAAGCCAUCAUUUAAAGAUCCAGGGAUGAGAAAUGUCCGAGAGACUCCAAACAUGAGACAUCACUGGGUCCAUAGGAGACGGCAAGACGGAAAAUGCCGGCAAUGUGGAAAGGGUUUCCAGCAGAAAUUCUCCUUCCACAGUAAAGAUAUCGUGGCCAUCAGCUGCUCUUGGUGUAAGCAAGCAUAUCACAACAAGGUGACUUGCUUCAUGCUGCAGAAAAUCGAGGAGACGUGUUCCCUCGGAGCUCACGCGGCUGUGAUCAUCCCUCCAACCUGGAUCAUCAGAGUCCGCAGACAGCAGGCAUCAUUGAAGAGCAGUAAAAGAAAGAAGAAAACAUCUCUGAAAGCCAAACCCUGCAAGAAAGCCACAGAGGAUGGCAAAUGGAAGCACUUUAUUGUGCGACCGAUUCCUUCUCAGCUCAUGAAGCCUCUGCUGGUGUUUGUCAAUCCGAAGAGUGGCGGAAACCAGGGAACGAAAAUCAUCCGCUCUUUCAUGUGGUACCUGAACCCCCGGCAAGUGUUCGACCUCACUCAGGGAGGUCCGAGAGAGGGGUUAGAAAUGUACAGCAAAGUGCCCAACCUGCGUAUCCUCGUUUGUGGCGGUGACGGAACGGUUGGGUGGAUUCUCUCAGUGCUGGAUGAGCUCCAGUUGAACCCUCAACCCGCCGUGGCCGUGCUUCCCCUCGGGACAGGAAAUGACCUAGCCAGGACUCUCAACUGGGGCGGGGGCUACACGGAUGAACCGGUGUCCAAGAUCUUGUCCCAUGUAGAAGACGGAAACAUCGUCCAGCUGGACCGAUGGAACCUGAGCGUCGAGCCCAAUUUAGAGGCCAGUGAGGAGGAGAGAGAUGAACACCAGACAGACAAGCUUCCCAUUGACGUCUUCAACAAUUACUUCAGCCUUGGAUUUGAUGCACAUGUGACCUUGGAGUUUCACGAGUCCCGAGAGGCUAAACCAGAACGGUUCAAUAGUCGACUUCGCAAUAAGAUGUUUUAUGCAGGGACAGCAUUCUCAGACUUUUUGAUGCGCAGCUCCAAAGAUCUGUCCAAACACAUCAGGGUUGUGUGUGAUGGCACUGAUCUAACCAGUAAAGUGCAGGAUAUGAAACUGCAGUGCCUCCUGUUCCUCAACAUCCCCAGGUAUUGCGCUGGUACGAUGCCAUGGGGGAACCCAAGUGAGCACAAUGACUUUGGGCCACAGAAACAUGACGACGGGCUCAUCGAGGUUAUCGGUUUCACCAUGACCUCUCUGGCGACGCUGCAGGUUGGAGGACAUGGUGAGAGGCUUCAUCAGUGUCAGGAGGUGACCCUGACAACCUUUAAGCCCAUCCCUGUGCAGGUGGAUGGAGAACCCUGUAGACUGGCUCCAUCCGUCAUACGCAUCACCCUCAGGAACCAGUCCAACAUGCUGCAGAAGACCAAGAGAAGAAUCUCUCUACCACAACUAUAUGAUCAGCUGCCCAUCACAGAGAAAGUGCAGAUCCAGGUGAACCGUAUCAGCAUGCGUGAUUAUGAAGCUCUUCAUUAUGAUAAGGAGCAGCUCAGGGAGGCCUCGAUUCCUAUGGGGAUAAUUACGGUUCCUGGGAACAGUGAUUUGGAGACGUGCCGGCUGCAUAUCGAGAAGCUACAUGAGGAGGGGGAUGGUGUGAAUACAGACACACUGCACAUGCCAAAGCUUUCACCAAAAUGGUGCUUCCUGGAUUCUACUACAGCAGACCGUUUCUACAGAAUAGACCGCGGUCAGGAGCAUCUAAACUAUGUGACGGAGAUCUCUCAGGAUGAGCUUUUCAUCUUGGACCCGGAGCUGGUCACCAAGGAGACGGUGGGCACGUCGCCCGGAAUGCCGGGUGCGAUGGAAAGUGUUGGGGGAUGUUCCAAUAGCACAGACCAGUUUGCUUUUCCUGCCUGCUCCGCCGGGCCUUCUCCACUGUGCAGGGUUCACCAGACGCAUGCUGAAGGCCAAACGGAAAGCGUGAGCAUGGAUAGCGACACGCGCACACAAACUAGCGAUCCAGAGACUCCCACAAAGCCAGGCUUGUGCAGGAGGGGAGCAAAAAUGAUGAAUUUGAAUCGUUCAAACACAGCUGAUGAGGACUCAGUGAAUGUGCCAAGGUUAGAUUCUGGCUGGAAUGACAGUGAUCAAGAAUCAAUCAGUUUGCUCUUUGAUGCCGUAAAGUCUGGCAACCUCGAAAAGCUGGUUCAGACGCAUGAAGGUGGGGCCAACCUGUUGGUCCAGGACCGUUUUGGCUGCACCCUCCUCCAUCAUGCAGUGGUUUUAGGCAGUAAAGAGAUUGUGAAGUAUAUCAUUGAUAACGCUCCGGCCUGCAUCCUUGAUGUGACAGAGAAAUCAACAGGGGAGACGGCCCUGCAUAAGGCAGCUGCGUUGUGCCAGAGAACAAUCUGCUAUUACCUGGUGGAGGCCGGAGCAUCCCUCAUGAAGACAGAUCUACAGGGUGAAACUUCAAAGAUGUACGCAGAAAGAGCUCUAGACAUGGAGUUGGCCGCAUACUUGGAAAACCGACAACACCACCAGAUGAUCCAGAGGGAGGACCAUGAGACGGCUGUGUGACCGGCCUCCGGAACCAUCCAUUCCAUCUGAGUCUUAUCUGCUCUCUCCCAUGGCCGGUUUAUCCGGUACGGCCACACGUUAGCGAUGCUAUGAGGCAGCAUAUGUGCGGAAAUUAGUUUGUUAAUCUCUAUAUUGAUUGUAAUGCCAAAAAGACAGUGUUUGUGUCAUGUUUCAGAAUGCAUGAGUUUGCUACGUCCAGCUUUCAGGGCUCCACUCCUUAGGACCCAAUGUGCAAAAUUUUAGGAAUUUCAGGGCUGAAAUACCAUGUAUGAAAGUGGCUUUUACUAAACUACUUUAAAGAAAACCAGACAAACCUCAUGAGAGAUUAAUAGGAGAGGUUUUUGCUGCUUCUUAUUACGUAAUAUUAAUGUUUGAAUUUUGGAUUGCAUAUCUAAAGGUUUUACAGAUUUUAUGUAACCGUAGAAACUUCCUUUAGCUUGGCUUCCACUUCACGUGUUUGUUCUAAUUUGAGAUAGAGACGUUGUUUUCAUGGCCUCCUACGUUUAAGAAUGCUUCCUCAGCUGUUGCUUAUGGCCAGUUUCUCUCUUUGUGGUAAAUGCUUGAAUUUCGUAAAAACAUUCCAUUAAUUACUACCUUAGAUAGCAUUAAAUCAAUUCUUUAUUCACAAUAUAUUAUAAACUGUAAUAAUUUCUUAGUCAGUAGAUUUGCCUAUGACCAUAAAGUUUGCCUAUGAAUGACGUUUCCUUCAGGAAUGGGAUCGUAUCUCUUAGCAUAGAUUGCUUGCACUGACUGCUAUACUUUUAAAUGAAAAUUUUAGGUUCUUUACAGAAUUUAUAAA